Serpula lacrymans var. lacrymans S7.9 is the source of this 432-nucleotide messenger RNA. RefSeq lists its product as uncharacterized. NCBI's taxonomy places the organism in Eukaryota, Fungi, Basidiomycota, Agaricomycetes, Boletales, Serpulaceae. The transcript has a single exon. The coding region runs from base 6 to 377 and encodes 123 amino acids. The record is from RefSeq and is a predicted model, not a curated record.
GCACGAUGGUGCAAGUCGGUUUAGCAGAGCCAGGCCGAGAUAUAUUCGCCCAGGGUAAUCAGAAGGAGAUCAAAAGUCAGGACACCGCUUCCGCACUGGUUGCGGAGGAGGACUUGAAGGAAGUGAGUGUGGUGAGCGCUGAGCCUUCGGCAGUUGUUGGUAGUGGUGAAGAGAAGACGAGAGAGGCGGGUGAAGUGGUGGGAGAGCCUGUGAAAGAGCCUGAUAGUCAGACUGCGAAAACGAUGGAGGGUGAAAAAGAUAAGCAGGAGGUGGAGGAGGCACACCGAAAACAACCUGAAGGACCUUUGGAUCAUGAGGAAGCUAUAGCUGAUCAAGUCGCACAUGAAUUGUAUCCCGAGGCACGAGAUGAGACAUAAUCGCGGUGUACAUAAUUUGUUUUCAGGGUGUGGAUAAUUUAAUUUACUGGCUUUC